AAAUGGAAAGUGGUUUGUUUGGGUUGUUUUUUCCUCACUCUGGGAUUCUUGUAACACAGCAUCCCAGUGGACUCUGAGGGGUAUUUAACUUACUGGGAAGGGUGUCCAAAUUCUCUCCCAUCUAAAUGCAGCAUCUGUAGCAGUGUGGAAUGUGUGUUGUACAGCUAUGAAUGUCUCAGGCAUUCAGUGUGUCUCCUUUUUCACACAAUAGCUUCUAUUUAUGGGUUUGAAUUGAGCUGGACUCAUGCAUUCAACAUGUCUUUGCAUAUGUUUUUCUUUUUCUUUUGGUUUUUCUUUUUUUUUCUUUCUUUUUUUUUUUCUGUUUCUUUCUUUUGUAUUUUAAGGUUUGUAGAAACUCCGAGCCCCUUCUCCUGGAAGGAGAGUUACUACUGCUCAGCCAUGUCCCAGAGCUCUCAGCCCAGGGAAUUCCUCAGCCCAGAAGUAAUCCAGCAUAUCUGGGACUUCCUGGAACAGCCAAUAUGCUCGGUUCAGCCCAUUGAUUUAAACUUCAUCGAUGGCCCAUCUGAAGAUGGCUCCACAAACAAAAUUGAGAUCAGCAUGGAUUGUGUCCGGGUGCAGGACACCGAGCUCAAUGACCCAAUGUGGCCGCAGUACACGAACCUGGGGCUCCUGAACAGCAUGGACCAGCAGAUCCAGAAUGGCUCUUCCUCCACCAGCCCUUACAACACGGAGCACGCACAGAACAGCGUCACGGCCCCCUCACCCUAUGCCCAGCCCAGCUCCACUUUUGAUGCCCUUUCUCCCUCCCCAGCCAUCCCUUCCAACACAGACUACCCAGGACCUCACAGCUUCGAUGUAUCAUUUCAACAGUCCAGCACAGCAAAGUCAGCAACAUGGACGUAUUCCACCGAACUGAAAAAGCUGUACUGCCAGAUCGCCAAGACAUGUCCCAUCCAGAUCAAAGUGAUGACCCCACCACCUCAGGGAGCUGUCAUCAGGGCUAUGCCAGUCUACAAGAAAGCUGAACACGUCACCGAAGUGGUCAAACGCUGCCCAAACCACGAGCUGAGCCGGGAGUUCAACGAGGGACAGAUUGCACCUCCCAGCCACCUGAUUAGAGUGGAAGGGAACAGCCAUGCCCAGUAUGUAGAAGACCCCAUCACUGGGAGGCAGAGUGUGCUGGUCCCCUACGAGCCACCCCAGGUCGGUACUGAAUUCACUACGGUCCUGUACAACUUCAUGUGCAACAGCAGCUGUGUUGGAGGGAUGAACCGCCGCCCAAUCCUUAUCAUUGUGACCCUGGAAACCAGAGAUGGGCAAGUCUUGGGCCGCCGAUGUUUCGAAGCCCGUAUUUGUGCUUGCCCAGGCAGAGACCGCAAGGCAGACGAGGACAGCAUCCGCAAGCAGCAAGUGUCUGACAGCACAAAGAAUGGUGAUGGUACGAAGCGCCCUUUUCGACAAGGAACUCAUGGCAUACAGAUGACAUCUAUCAAAAAGAGACGUUCCCCAGAUGAUGAGCUCUUGUACUUGCCAGUGAGGGGACGGGAGACGUACGAGAUGCUCCUGAAGAUCAAGGAGUCUCUGGAGCUGAUGCAGUACCUUCCCCAGCACACGAUUGAGACCUACCGGCAGCAGCAGCAGCAGCAGCACCAGCACUUGCUCCAGAAGCAGACCUCCAUGCAGUCGCAGUCCUCCUAUGGCUCCAACUCUCCACCGCUCAGCAAAAUGAACAGUAUGAACAAGCUGCCCUCGGUCAGCCAGCUCAUCAACCCCCAGCAGCGCAAUGCCCUGACCCCAACCACCAUCCCCGACAGCAUGGGAACCAACAUUCCCAUGAUGGGCACCCACAUGGCCAUGACCGGUGACAUGAAUGGCCUCAGCCCCACGCAGGCGCUGCCUCCUCCCCUCUCCAUGCCUUCAACGUCCCACUGCACCCCCCCUCCUCCAUACCCCUCAGACUGCAGCAUCGUCAGCUUCUUAGCGAGGUUGGGCUGCUCAUCCUGUGUGGAUUAUUUCACGACCCAGGGGCUGACCACCAUCUAUCAGAUUGAGCAUUACUCCAUGGAUGAUCUGGUGAGCCUCAAGAUCCCGGAGCAGUUCCGCCAUGCCAUCUGGAAGGGCAUCCUGGACCACCGGCAGCUCCAUGACUUCUCCCCUCCCCACCUGCUGCGCACCCCCAGCGGCGCCUCCACGGUGAGCGUGGGCUCGAGCGAGACGCGCGGGGAGCGGGUCAUCGACGCCGUGCGCUUCACGCUGCGCCAAACCAUCUCCUUCCCGCCCCGCGACGACUGGAACGACUUCAACUUCGACAUGGACGCCCGGCGCAACAAACAGCAACGCAUCAAAGAGGAGGGGGAGUGAGACCCACGGGCCCCCUUCCACCCCGCCCCGGCCACGAACUGCUCAGCCCUUCAUUUGUCUUCCUUCUGCUUGGUACUGCACCCCCGGACAGAGGGCGGAGGGAACCUUCUUGCUCGCUCCUGCUAGGUCAUGCCCUGGGUGCUGUCUAGCUCGUGCUCCUGGACUGCAGCCUUCACCCCAGCUCUUGCAAGGGGAAGAGCUGAGCGAAGGGGGAAAGGCGGGUGGUAUUUCCUUGAAAACCAUUGACCUUCUUGAGAAGGCAAACUUGUUUUGUGUUUUCCUUUGGGGAGAGGGCUUCUUUUCUCAACUUUUGAAUCUUCGCACACCGUAUGGGUGCCCUGACUUGCAAAUGUGUUUCUCCCACCCAGCCAUCCCACUUUGAAAAGCAGGAAGGUUAAAAUUCUAAAAAGCCAAAAAAAAAAAAAAAAAACCCAAGCAACCAAGCGCACCCCAACAGCACAACCAAAGGCAAGAAAGCCAAAGCAAUUCAGUUUAUCUGAAAAAUAAAUGGGAAGUGGUCUGCUGAACGUUGCACUUAAACAGCCUCCUCCCCUGGAGCUGAGUGCUCUGUUCAUGUGUAAUACUCUCCAGCGGAGACAGCACAUGCACUUUGCUGGGCAGGCCAGUGCUUACAGCACCUGCAUCCUACUUUUUCCUUUUCCCUCACCUUCUCUGGAAAAACCAAGCCUGCUCUCUUCUUGUUUUGGAUAUACUUUCGUAUGUAUGCCCUGGUUUGCUCCAUUCAAGCUCACUGGUGUAAAUAAAACUACUCGUCACUCUUGCAUUCUGCCUCCACCCAAAGUUUACCCAUGCUGCAAUACUACUGAAAUUUAAGCUAUAGGAUUAGGCUUUGCCACACAUGCAGCCUGGCUAGUUAAGCAUAAGGAUUUGCCCACCUAGCCUCCAGUUAAAUGGAGGAGCGAGAGCUGCACACAAGUUUGUAGGGCUUCAGCUAUCCUA
This is a messenger RNA of Cinclus cinclus, 3282 nucleotides long. It is a transcript of the gene TP63, whose product is annotated as tumor protein p63. The transcript is spliced from 13 exons. Gene Ontology annotation, biological process: regulation of transcription by RNA polymerase II; protein tetramerization; apoptotic process. NCBI's taxonomy places the organism in Eukaryota, Metazoa, Chordata, Aves, Passeriformes, Cinclidae. Gene Ontology annotation, molecular function: RNA polymerase II cis-regulatory region sequence-specific DNA binding; DNA-binding transcription factor activity, RNA polymerase II-specific; protein binding. The coding region runs from base 256 to 2322 and encodes 688 amino acids. Gene Ontology annotation, cellular component: nucleus. The record is from RefSeq and is a predicted model, not a curated record.